AUGCGCAGCAGCAGGUACGCUCUCCUCUCGCUCGGUGCCGGUGCCGCCGUAGCAUCGGCCGCGACGAUUGACGUCAACGUGGGCCAAAACGGCUUCACCUACUCUCCGGACACGGUCAUGGCGGCGGUGGGCGACGUGGUCAACUUCCACUUCUACCCGGGCGAGCACACGGUCACGCAGUCGUCGUUCGACAGCCCGUGCCAGCCGGUGUCGGGCAACGCCAUCAACUCGGGCGUCAUCAACUCCAACUCUGGCCAGGCGAGCACCAUGUUCUCCAUGCGCGUCAACUCCACCGACCCCAUCUGGAUCUAUUGCGGCCAGGUCGGGCACUGUGCCGCGGGCAUGGCCAUGGUGAUCAAUCCACCAUCGAACGGCAACACGCUGGCCGCCUAUCAAUCAGCCGCCAGCGGGAAGUCGGGCCAGAUCCCUUCCAACGUGUUCGGAGGCGUCAUUGUCGCCAACGUGGACGGUGCCGGGGCCAGCUCGAGCAGCAGCAGCAGCAGCUCUUCCGCCUCUGGCUCUAGCUCCAUCACCUCGGGAUCCUCGUCUGCGACCUCGUCCGCUACGACGACAACCGCGGCCGCCAGCUCGACCAAUUCGGCCUCCUCGGCACAGUCGACGGGCAACGCCGCCUCGUCGAGCUUCGGUGUUCUGUCCCUGGAGUGGUCGCUUGUGGGCACCCUGUUGGCUCCAGUCGCGGCAUAUUUAUUCUCUUAA
Fonsecaea erecta is the source of this 717-nucleotide messenger RNA. RefSeq lists its product as hypothetical. The record is from RefSeq and is a predicted model, not a curated record. The transcript is spliced from 2 exons. Lineage: Eukaryota; Fungi; Ascomycota; Eurotiomycetes; Chaetothyriales; Herpotrichiellaceae. Bases 1 to 717 code for a protein of 238 amino acids.